AUGAGGACUCCACGACACAUUCUCCACGACCCACAGGAUAUUCAUGGAGCUUCACAUACGGGCUACACCUACGAGCUUCACAUACAGGCUACACCUACGAGCUUCACAUACGGGCUACACCUACGAGCUUCACAUACGGGCUACACCUACGAGCUUCACAUACGAGCUUCACAUACGGGCUACACCUACGAGCUUCACAUACGGGCUACACCUACGAGCUUCACAUACGGGCUACACCUACGAGCUUCACAUACGGGCUACACCUACGAGCUUCACAUACGGGCUACACCUACGAGCUUCACAUACGAGCUUCACAUACGGGCUACACCUACGAGCUUCACAUACGGGCUACACCUACGAGCUUCACAUACGGGCUACACCUACGAGCUUCACAUACGGGCUACACCUACGAGCUUCACAUACGAGCUUCACAUACGGGCUACACCUACGAGCUUCACAUAUGGGCUACACCUACGAGCUUCACAUACGGGCUACACCUACGAGCUUCACAUACGGGCUACACCUACGAGCUUCACAUACAGGCUACACCUACGAGCUUCACAUAUGGGCUACACCUACGAGCUUCACAUACGGGCUACACCUACGAGCUUCACAUAUGAGCUACACCUAUGA
Procambarus clarkii (red swamp crayfish) is the source of this 633-nucleotide messenger RNA. The record is from RefSeq and is a predicted model, not a curated record. Lineage: Eukaryota; Metazoa; Arthropoda; Malacostraca; Decapoda; Cambaridae.